UUUUACGUAUAUUAUUAUUUGCUACGAUUAAACCAUUGACAACAUAAAUGUCUAUACAUAUUUAUGUUGUCAAUGGAAAUUUAAAUUACGUUAGUUCUCUUUUGUCCCGCACCGCGCACGGUUACUGUGCGUUUUGCGUUCUGUCUUGUCCUUAAAUUUGUAUAAGUCCCUACACACGCCAAGAUGGGUAGGGAGGACAAGGCCUCAUGGAAGACCAACUACUUCACUAAGAUAAUCCAAUUGUUAGACGAGUACCCAAAAUGCUUCAUCGUGGGUGCCGACAAUGUGGGCUCGCAGCAAAUGCAGCAAAUCCGUAUCUCCCUCCGUGGGAGCAGCAUUGUACUCAUGGGCAAGAACACCAUGAUGCGUAAGGCCAUCAAGGAUCAUUUGGAGACCAACCCAGCCCUUGAGAAGCUCCUGCCCCACAUCAAAGGCAAUGUUGGCUUUGUGUUCACCCGCGGAGAUCUUGUCGAGGUCCGUGACAAGCUUCUGGAGAACAAAGUGCGUGCCCCGGCUCGUCCGGGAGCUAUUGCUCCUCUGGCUGUGGUCAUUCCAGCUCAUAACACUGGUUUGGGUCCCGAGAAAACUGCCUUCUUCCAGGCUCUCUCCAUCCCCACCAAGAUCUCCAAGGGUACUAUUGAAAUCAUCAACGAUGUCCACAUCCUGAAGCCCGGAGACAAAGUGGGAGCUUCUGAGGCAACUCUUCUCAACAUGUUAAACAUCUCUCCCUUCUCAUAUGGUCUAGUUGUGAAACAGGUCUAUGACUCUGGCACCAUCUUUGCUCCGGCUAUCCUUGACAUCAAGCCCGAGGAUUUGCGUGCCAAGUUCCAAGAGGGAGUAGCCAAUGUUGCCGCCCUCUCUUUGGCUAUUGGAUACCCGACCGUGGCUUCUGCCCCUCACUCCAUUGCCAACGGAUUCAAGAACCUCCUGGCUAUCGCUGCCGUCACCGAGGUUGAGUUCAAGGAAGCCAACACCAUCAAGGAGUUCAUCAAGGACCCUAGCAAGUUUGUCGCUGCUGUUGCUGCCCCGGCAGCGGCUGCUGCUCCUGCCGCAGCCAAGAAGGAAGAGGAGAAGAAGCCCGAGAAGGAAGAAUCCGAGAGCGAUGAUGACAUGGGCUUCGGACUCUUUGACUAAAACCAGCACCUGUCUUACACUUGAUAGUUUGCGUGCUGUCGUGAGCGCCGCCGGGUUGGACACCUAUAUGGCGGCCAUUUACAUCAGCGUGUGAAUAAAGCGUUUGAAUGAAA
Danaus plexippus (monarch butterfly) is the source of this 1247-nucleotide messenger RNA. It is a transcript of the gene RpLP0, whose product is annotated as large ribosomal subunit protein uL10. Gene Ontology annotation, biological process: cytoplasmic translation; ribosomal large subunit assembly; ribosome biogenesis. Gene Ontology annotation, cellular component: cytosolic large ribosomal subunit. Gene Ontology annotation, molecular function: structural constituent of ribosome; large ribosomal subunit rRNA binding. The transcript is spliced from 7 exons. The coding region runs from base 184 to 1134 and encodes 316 amino acids. NCBI's taxonomy places the organism in Eukaryota, Metazoa, Arthropoda, Insecta, Lepidoptera, Nymphalidae. The record is from RefSeq and is a predicted model, not a curated record.